Molecule: messenger RNA, 1396 nt
Organism: Setaria italica (foxtail millet)
Lineage: Eukaryota; Viridiplantae; Streptophyta; Magnoliopsida; Poales; Poaceae
Exons: 2
Coding region: 52-1137 (361 amino acids)
Molecular function (GO): zinc ion binding
Source: RefSeq, a predicted model, not a curated record
AGCAUCCUAGAAAGCCGUUCUCUUUCUGGGGUCCGGCCAGUUGGGGAUACCAUGGAGGCAGGAAAGGCUAGUCCGACCGAGCUGCUCGCGCCGCCGCCGCCGCCGGAGAGCGUCAAGCGCAGCGGCAAGAGGGCAAGGGACGGGCCGCUGCUGUUCGGUACCCAACUGAUCAAGCACGAAGGGAAAGACGACGAACUGGUUGAAGCCGCACCACAAGGAGCGGAAGCAAUCGUCCCAUCGGAGUCGCCGGAGAAGCAGCCGCCGACGGCGGUUCAGGUGGACAAGGCCAAGCUCUACUGCUCGCUGUGCGCCUGCGAGUUGACGCCACCCAUCUACCAGUGCGCCGUGGGGCAUCUGGCGUGCUGCAGCUGCCGCGUGAAGCUCCCGGGCCGCCGGUGCCGGACCUGCCGCUACCGCGGCACGGCCUUCUCCGCCUACGCGCACUGCCCCGGCCUCGACCUCUUCUUCGGCGACCUCCGCGUGCCGUGCGACUUCGACGAGUACGGCUGCAGGGCCUUCGUCCCCUACUUCCUCAGCGCCAACCACAAGGGCACCUGCGAGCACGCCCCCUGCCACUGCCCGGAGCCCGGCUGCUUCCUCCUCUGCUCGCCGCGGGCGCUCGCCGCCCACCUCGUCGCCGACCACUACUGGGCCGUCUACGACCUCGCCUACGGCACGCCCCUCCCGCUCGCCGUCCCUGUGCCCGCGGCGGCGGCGAUGGCUUCGGGGUCACCGGUCCCUGCCCCGGCGCGGGACCUCCGGCUGCUGCGCGGGGACGAUGCGUCGCAGUUCCUGAUGGCCGUGGGCCCGCUGGGCGACGGCGCGGCGGUGUCGGUGGUGCUCGUCCGGGCCAUGGCCAACCCGCCGGCGUUCCCGCGGUACACGUGCACGUUCUACGCGAACCCGCCCCCGCGCGCGGCGGACCUCCAGGGCGGGUACUUCUUCGCGACCGUGCCGGUGAGGAGCAGCGCGCUGGCCGACGGCGCCGGCGCCGCGCCGGAGAAGGAGCUGUACUUCGCCGUGCCCAGGGAGAUGCUGUGCGGGGGCAACAGGGAGCUGCUCCUCUCCGUCCGGAUCGAUCGCUCGACGGGAGCUGAACCUCCUGUCGAAGACAAGAAGAUGAUCAUUGAAAGCUGAUCAAUAAGCACUAGUACCAAAUUGCAAGCUUUUGGGAUGAUACUCUCAAGUAAGAUUAGCUAGUGGAAAGAUAUUUCAGGUGUUAGAUUUCUGUCUAGAAGACAACUCUACAAGUGCUUCUGAUAAUCAUGGUUUUCUCUCAAGAUUAGCUAGUGGAAAGACAUUCCAGGUGUUAGAAUUCUAUCUGGAAAACUACAGGCGCUUCUGGUAAUCAUGGUUUUGGAUCUUAGUAUAUGAACUAGCCCUUGGUCCUGCACAA